Molecule: messenger RNA, 597 nt
Organism: Nelumbo nucifera (sacred lotus)
Lineage: Eukaryota; Viridiplantae; Streptophyta; Magnoliopsida; Proteales; Nelumbonaceae
Source: RefSeq, a predicted model, not a curated record
AUGGUUACCCCUCAAAAUCUUUCUUGGCUCAACUGCCAGCUGAGAAUCAUAAGAGCGAAAAAUCUCGAUUUCAUAUCGACUGGAAACCUCUUUGUGAGAUUCUAUCUCUCUGCUGGAAAUAACGGGAGGGUCCGGCUUAACAGUCGAGAAAUCCCAUCAACCAGUGACGACCCGUACUGGAACGAGUCCUUCUCGUUGGAAUGUUUUGGAACCCAAGAUCCCAUGGAGGUAUUCAAGCAACAAACAGUAACGUUCGAGCUUAGAUGGAGAAGCAAAGCACCGAUUCUCGGGAAGAUCGGCGGGUCUAAGCUCUUAGGUAGAGCAGAAAUAGCUUGGAAAGACGUGUUGGAUUCACCCAAUUUGGCAAUUGAGAGAUGGGUUACUACAAUUCCCACGAACAGCCGUGUUCUCGAAGGCCUGAAGCCACCUGCACUGCAGAUAGAGAUGACGAUUCGAAUGCCCGGAACGCCGGAGAUAGCAAAACAGGGGAGGGAAGCAAGGUCGACGAGGUGGAGUGAGUGUGGGUGCAAGCACGGAGACUGCAGUGGUGGAGAUGACGACAUUUUUGCACUGGCGGCAGCCUUGGAGGCGUUGUAG